Hypomesus transpacificus is the source of this 6935-nucleotide messenger RNA. RefSeq names its product potassium voltage-gated channel, KQT-like subfamily, member 3 (gene kcnq3). Gene Ontology annotation, biological process: transmembrane transport; potassium ion transport. Gene Ontology annotation, molecular function: voltage-gated potassium channel activity. The record is from RefSeq and is a predicted model, not a curated record. The transcript has 16 exons. Gene Ontology annotation, cellular component: membrane. Bases 343 to 2955 code for a protein of 870 amino acids. NCBI's taxonomy places the organism in Eukaryota, Metazoa, Chordata, Actinopteri, Osmeriformes, Osmeridae.
UGCUCGCCAGUGAUGCGAAGAGACGGGCUGUACAAUUUCACUAUCAACUGCUUUACGCAAGACACCUCCUCAUCCCUUUCCCGUCCCCACCCAUCUCGACCAGCAUUUGUUUUUAUCGCGAGCGGCAGGUGGGGUUCGGGUCGAAGCCUUGGAACACAAAUCAUGCUUUGUCGAGAGCGGUCGGCUGUGGAAUAUGGUCAGACUGUUGAGCACCUCCCUUCACGAGGGGGACCAGAUCCUUAAAUGACCCACUGCUGAAGGCAUCUUGAUCUAUCGCCCGGAUCAUGGCAUGCUGCUCAUACAAAAUCUCCACAAGCGCGGCGCCGAGGCUCACUCGUGAACAUGGGGAUCAGGUCCAGAAAUGUUAGUAAUGGUUCGGAGGAGCAGAGGGACAAGAAGACAGCUCUACCAGGGGAUUUGGACCAAGGAUCCGGGGCGGAUAAAGAUGGAGCCCUGCUGCUCGUGGCGCCUGGUCGAGAUGAUUUCAAAAGGGGUUCCACAGGAAUUGGACUGUUGGCCAAGACACCUCUGGGGUACACGCGACCCACCAAGAGGAAUAACAUUAGGAAGCGGAGGAUUCAGAACCUUAUCUACGACACGCUCGAGAGACCGCGAGGGUGGGCGCUGCUCUACCAUGCGUUUGUAUUUCUGAUUGUGCUGGGGUGUUUGAUAUUGGCUAUUUUAACAACUUUCAAAGAACACGAAAAGGACUCUGCCCACUGGCUUGUCAUCCUGGAAACCUUCACCAUCUUCAUCUUUGGGGCAGAGUUUGGGCUGAGGAUAUGGGCGGCGGGAUGCUGCUGUCGAUACAAAGGGUGGAGGGGGCGGCUCAAAUUUGCCCGCAAGCCCUUGUGUAUUUUAGACAUUUUCGUGCUGAUUGCCUCUGUGCCGGUGGUAGUGGUGCGUAACCAGGGCAACGUGCUGGCCACGUCUCUUCGCAGCCUGCGUUUCCUGCAGAUCCUGCGAAUGCUUCGCAUGGACCGGCGCGGGGGCACCUGGAAACUACUGGGCUCGGCUAUCUACGCGCACAGCAAGGAGUUGAUCACUGCCUGGUAUAUCGGCUUCCUGUCCCUCAUCCUGGCCUCCUUCCUGGUGUACUUGGUGGAGAAGGACGACGUCACCAUGGACGUGUCUGACCCCGACAACCCCACUGCCCAGCCCAAACCCCAGGACUUUGACACCUACGCAGAUGCUCUUUGGUGGGGCUUGAUCACGUUGACUACAAUUGGCUACGGGGACAAAACCCCCAAAACGUGGGCCGGGAGACUGUUAGCUGGGACGUUCGCUCUGAUUGGAGUGUCCUUCUUCGCUUUGCCUGCGGGCAUCCUAGGCUCAGGCCUGGCUUUGAAGGUUCAGGAGCAGCACAGACAAAAGCACUUUGAGAAGCGCAGGCAUCCUGCCGCCGGACUUAUCCAGUCAGCCUGGCGAUAUUAUGCCACCAAUCCAAUCAGAGAAGAUCUUAUUGCCACAUGGAGAUUCUAUGAGACUAUAAUCUCUCUUCCUUGUUUCAGGAAGGAUAAUUUGGAGGGCGUAUCAAGCCAAAAGUUGACCUUGCUGGAGCGAGUGCGCCUACCCAACUCCCGGCAGUCCAUAGGGAGGGGUAAGCCCAUCAUGCCAGGAAACACAGACUCCAUAGAAGAGAGCCCUUCGAAGGAGGCCAAACCGGCUGGCUUCAGUAACCGGGAGCGUUUCCGCACCGCCUUCCGCAUGAAAGCCUACACGCUGCGCCAGAGCUCUGAAGAUGCUGGAGGCUUGCAGGACCCCGAGGAGAGAGGCUUCCCUCCAGACAUCCUGCUGGAAGAAAUGAUCCCCACUUUGAAGCUGGUCAUCAGAGCGGUCAGGAUCAUGAGGUUCCUCUUAAACAAAAAGCGAUUCAAGGAGACGUUGAGGCCUUACGAUGUGAAGGACGUGAUCGAGCAGUACUCAGCCGGCCAUCUGGACAUGCUGUGCAGGAUUAAAUACCUUCAGACAAGAAUAGACAUGAUCCUGGCCCCUGGACCCCCUCUCACCCCGAAACACAAGAAGACUCAGAAGACACCCUUUGCCUACCCACCUCAACAGUCUCCCAGACAAGAAACCUAUCUAGCCAAAGCAUCCUUGCCGGAUGCUGAUGACCAAAGCAUGAUGGGCCGAUUCGUCAGAGUAGAGAGACAGGUGGAGGACAUGGAGAAGAAGCUGGACUUCCUGGUGGACAUGCACGUCCAGCACAUCGAACACCUCCAGGUGGACUCGGCCGGUGCAGCUCACAUGACCAUGGAUCCCUGUAACCCCACGGGGGGCGACCCCCUCUGCGGCCUGGAUGCCAGGGACGGCCAUGGCUACGCCGAGAUCCGCCGGGUCUUCUUAAACUACAGCGAGACCUGCCCGCACAUGUCUUACCAGGUACCCGUGAGCAAGGUCAUGCCUUACUAUAGCCACCACAAGGAGCUUCGCACUGCUGGGAGGGGAGAAGGGGGAGGAGGGCUGGGGCUGCCUGGGGGUGGGUGCCUACUCCUGGAUCACCAGCACCCCCCGCCCCCGCCCCACCGCCACCCCGGCCCCAUCCGAACCUACACAGAGCGGCCUACAGUCCUCCCCAUCAGCUCCCUGCAGGACUUCCAGAUGGCUGGGCGAGGGGAAGGGGACAGCCCCUGCAUGGAGCAGCUGUCGGCGGGGCUGGGCAGGACCACGGGGCAGGGAGGGGACACGCCGCUCUCCAUGCUCUCGGUGAACCACGAGGAGCUGGAGCGCUCUCCCAGCGGAUUCAGCAUAUCGGGCGAACAGGAGGGGGAGGGGGACCCCACGAUGGGUGCCGCUGGGGAGGAGGGGGGAGGAGAGCAGGCUAGGGAGAGACGCUACCUGGCGGAGGGGGAGACCGACACGGACUCUGACCCCUUUACACCCAGCGGGGGGGCUCUCCCCCUGUCCUCCACGGGGGAGGGCUUUCCUGACUCUGUGUGGAACACCCCUCCAUGAGCCCACCCAAGCCCUUACUGACUCGAACCCCAGAUCUAACUUGACUGAAGGUGAAGAGACAGGCCAUGCCUGGAGAUUUAAGUCGUUUUGGGGUCAAAAACACUUGGUGUGAAGUCAAAAACAACUCCAGUCUGAACAAACCUGGGUAAGAUCGGUUUUUACCUCAGAAUGGUUUGAUGGACUUGGCAUUGUCAUCAACUCUCCCAAGUCUAUUGACACACACUCGACUCAGUGGCAGAGGGAAAGCAGAAGCUUCUCGGGAGCUUACAUAGACAACAACUCACUGUUUGUAUAGUAAACAGACUUUGUACAGUCCACUCACCACAGAAAUUUAGCGAGGAUGAGAAAUAUAUAAACAUUAAUACAACUAUAUAUAUAUUCACCCAAAGCUUUAUCGCUGCAAAGCAAACCGCACUGCAUGUAAUGCAUGCAAUUUUUAGAGGUAGACAUUGCAAAGUUCAGGUAUCAGGUCAAAGAAAACGAGUUUGAAUGGAUACUUAUAAAUGCUAUGCCAUUUUGUAACACUUAUUUUUUUAUAAGAAUUCAUUUUCAUUUUUUUGCAUGGUUUGCAUGAUGAUGCACCAUUUAAGAACGGUUGAGAUUAAUAUUUUUAACCAAAAGUCUCCUGUUUCAUUGUUUUAUACUAGUUGGUUAUUACUAUGGGAGCUUCAACAACAGUGGCAAGUCAAAGAUAAAGCAUUCCAUGAUGUUUGUUUAGCCAUACACUUUGUAGGAAGCUUAAAACAUGUAUCUUCAUUUUUCAAGCUGUAUGCUUCACUGUGAAUCCUUUCUGGAAUUCAAUCUCAAACACUAAAACCCAUGUUCUAUGGCACAUCUUGUCUUUAUUUAAUGCUUUCCUUCAUUGCAUCCAAAAACAAAUCAAUAAAAUAGGAUUUAUAGGCUCAUAUAUAUUCAGAAGUGAAAGACACUGAUAAAAGGUAACUGAUAAACAUGUAAAGGAAACUGGUUGCAGAUGGACAUAGGUAAUGAACUGGGAAUACAGACCUAGGUACAGUAAGUGUUAAUGAACAUUGAUGUCCACACAUCAAUGUAUUUAGCCCAGUCAUAAGGUACUGUAUAUUAAGACAAGACAAAUCGUGUUUGAUAACAGCGAUAACGCCCUUUGGGCAAGCUAAAAGGUUAAAAAGAAAAAAAACAUUUUCAAAUAAAUUCUGAGAAGCUAAAUUGUUGACUACAUUUAAUGUGGGUUAAUUUACAGGGUAGUAUCUAAAAUAAAAUGUUGAAAUGUUUGAUAAAAAAAAGCUAAGUUAGCAAGUAUAAUAAAUGUGGAAAGUUUGCAUUUGGCCAUCUUAAUGUAGGAAGAUGUAUUAAAGUAUUUUAAAUGUCGUCUUACUAACUUGAUAAAAGUAAGAGAAACAUGGCCAAGGAAUUAUGAGGAUUUUCCUCAUAAAUAUCUAAUUGAAGAUGAACAAAGAUCGGUAAAAGUACAACAUGAACAGCAUGCUUCAUUGCGUAGAUACAAGUCCCUUCCGGUUAUCUGUAACCAUUCAAACACAUCAAGCCCAAACAUCGGUCACUUAAUUUAGACAGGCCAUUAACUUUAAGACUUUAACUAUGAAAGUUUUUCAUGUGACAUUCAAUUUAAUAUACAUUCCUAAAUUAGUCAAAUACCAACCUAUCAGGAUGAUUAUCAGCAAUUGGCUGCUGGUUACCUAUUUAUCAGCAUGCGUUGUGAUCAGAUGUGUGAGUGUAGGAACAUAGCGUUCACUAUCUAGCGGUAACACUGGAUCCAUCUGUUUUAACUGUGUUUUGGCUCUCUGGAAUCAUUAUCUUCAUUGUGCCUUCAACAUGUAGUCUACACCAACUGUCAUUCUCCAAUGGUGGAUUUGACGCCACCGACAGAAAUGACACAACAUCUUUUGUGAUUCUACAAUGUCCACAUCUACAUUCCAUGCUGUUUUUAUUGCUCUCGAUGUACACUUAUGUAAGAUUUUCAUUUGAAUACCGUUAAAAUUGAUUUCUUCGAGUCAAAAGGAAUCACUGUAAUUUCUUAACAAAAGCAGGCUGGAUUUUGAUGAGGUAACUAAGUGUGAUUGUUCAUCAUUGUCCACCCACCAAAGAAUGCUGUUUUUGUUUGAGUUCUUAUAUAAAAAGGCAGAUUAUGUAACUUUUUAUCUAAAUUCACCUUUUGUAAACAUUCAUCCCUGAGCUGAAUUUAUUUUCUUUCUUUAUCUCCAUCCUCUUGCUUUUGAUCAUUUACCGUUUAAAAUAAUCAACUGACACCAGACAAAUAUUUAAAAUCUGAAAUAUAUUCUUCAUCAAGUAUUCAUACAGUAGCAUGUCAGCUACGAUCAAUAUGUAUGGAUUUAUAUUUGCACGGCAAAUUACUGUUUUAAACCUUUCAAAAAUCUAUAUUGUCUUGGGGGAAUUUUCCAAAUACAAUAAGAGGUCUUCCAAAAUAUAAAUGUUAGAGGUAAGUUCAAUUCAGUUUGGAACGUCAAACUGAAUUGAGAAAAUUAUGUGAGUCUACUAUGUGUCUGAGUUGUUGUGUGUUUAAGCCUUUGACAUGCUGCAACCAUAGGAACAGGCCUAUAAAAUAGCCAUUUUACUUUCUUAUUAGUUAAUGCAAUCAGGUAAGAUUAUUGAAUCCAGUAAACAACAUACACAACAUACUUUGUGUAAAAAAAAAAAAAAAUAAUAAUAAUAAAGCAAUGGAUUUACCCAAAUCUUUCUAGAAGCCUGUUUGCCAACGUUUUAACCUUUUAUUUGACAACAAGUGGCUGUUCGUGUUAAUCAUCCACAUUGAAGUUAUUGUUUUUGAGACACUGAUCUGUCAUUAAAAAAGCCCAAUACCUACUUGGCAGGUGAAUGAGGGUUAAUAUGUUGACUUGUAAAAGUUGUUUUCACAGUCAGAGAGUCAGCUGAGAGGGGUCGUCCAUGCAUGGCGCAUCAGCAUGGUUGUGAAGUUCUGCUGUCCAGUAUCAGUCACCGUAGCACAGAGCCCAUCGCCCAUUGGGAAACAAUGUUCCAUUACUGCAGCUCAUCUUCAUUUCCUCUCAACUGAUUCCGCUUACAAACUGAUUUCUAACUGGCUUAUUAUUGGCUGUUGUUAAUUCGCCAUCAUUUGGUUCCCAUGCCACCCAACAUGUGCACCUACCCCCAACAUCACAACUUAUGUUUUAAAUGGUAUUUGGUCAUGUAGGCCUACAUGUUUAUAGUCUGAAUAUCAGGCUUCAUAUAUGUACUGUGUUACCCUGUUCCAGUCAGAGAGGGCAGCAGUGCUAGCUACAAUGUCUUGGUUUAUAGAUCAGAUUUGGUUAUUUGUAUACUGUAAAUGCAUACCAUGAAAUGUGCGGAUGUACAUUUGGUACAACCUGUGAUUAUGGAUAUACAACUGCUAUGAAUUAUUUGUGCCUUGCCCUUUUAAAGUAUAAUUUACAGAUCACUUGUUUUUGUUGCUUUGUUUCAAGUAGCUGUUGAUUCUUUUUUACUGUCAUACUCAUGGAAAAACGUUUGGCUUAGUGGCAUAUGAUUAUGAUGAUCGACAGACGAAGACUAGCAGAAUAUACACAACAUUUUUAACUUGUUCAAAGGUGUGGAGACUUUUUUUUUCUGACAGGCAUUCAUUACUAUGACAGUUUUAUGUAGCCAAUUAGCAGAAACUUCAUUGAGGUUAAAACCUUUUCUUUCCCAUUCUCCUACUUUAAAUAGUAUUAUGAUAAUACAACUGGUAACACAUUACUUUGAGUUUAUCUGACUGAAUAUGUAACAACAGAGUAAUCUCAAAGUAGUUUUGUUUAAUAUCAACUUAAGGUAAAGUGUUACCAAACUACUUUACACUAGUGGCCUUCAGAGCUGUAUAACAUUGCUUUACUCAUUCUAGUUUUCAAAAACGUACUUGUUAUUUAUAUUAUGAACUACACCACUUUUAACAUUUUGAUUCGAUGAUAUGAUAUGCAAAUGGAUAUUCUUACUUGAUUUUUCUUAUGUUGUUGUCUUUUCAAUUGCACCUGUUAAUA